AUGGCUGCUACUCAGACUGAAACCAAGAUGCCUUACGUGCGCCUGGGUAACUCCGGCUUGAAGGUGUCCAAGAUCAUCCUCGGCUGCAUGCAGUACGGCGACAAAGGAUGGCAAGACUGGUGUCUCCCGCAGGAGGAAGCCACCCAGCACAUCAAGGCUGCAUACGAGGCCGGCAUACAGACGUUCGAUACCUCCAACGUGUACUCGAACGGUCUGUCGGAAGUUAUGCUCGGGAAUGCGAUUAAGGAGCUGCAACUUCCCCGCGAACGUAUUGUCAUUAUGACCAAGGUUUUCGCACCCGUGGCCAAGGAAUACGGAACGUUUGCGGUUGGCAUGCAAAACCGUGACGAAUUCAUUAACCAGUGGGGCCUCAGCCGAAAGCACAUCUUUGACUCUGUCCAAGCAAGCAUGAAGCGUCUUCAGGUGGAUUACAUUGACCUGUACCAGUGCCAUCGCUUUGACAAAGACACUCCUAUCGAAGAGACGAUGCAAGCUCUUCAUGACAUCGUCAAACUAGGCUGGGUGCGAUGCAUUGGCAUGAGUUCCUGCUUUGCGUACCAAUUCCACGCGAUGCAAAAUUACGCCAUCGCCAACAAGCUCACUCCAUUCAUCUCGAUGCAAAACCAUUACAAUGCAGUGUACAGGGAAGAAGAGCGCGAGAUGUUCCCGACUCUCAAGAUGUUCGGCGUCGGGUCGAUCCCUUGGUCCCCACUUGCUCGAGGUUUGCUCACAAGGCCUUUGAGUGGCUCGAGCACUCGUGGUGAAGUUGACUGGGCUAUCAAGAGAUAUCAUGAGGGUCCGGGAACGGAGACGAUCAUCAAGCGCACGGAAGAGAUAGCCCAGAAACGCGGCAUCAGCAUGGCUCAGGUAGCGAUUGCUUGGGCGCUCUCUAAAGAAGGCGUGACUGCACCCAUUGUUGGACCCACGAAAUUGAAAUACUUGGACGAUAUCAUUGCCGGUCUCGACGUGAAGCUUACCGACGAAGAAAUCAAGUACAUAGAGGAGGAGUACAAGCCGCGCACUGUCUUUGGUCAAAUUGAGUGA
Messenger RNA from Coniophora puteana RWD-64-598 SS2, 1044 nucleotides. RefSeq names its product aryl-alcohol dehydrogenase. Bases 1 to 1044 code for a protein of 347 amino acids. NCBI's taxonomy places the organism in Eukaryota, Fungi, Basidiomycota, Agaricomycetes, Boletales, Coniophoraceae. The record is from RefSeq and is a predicted model, not a curated record. The transcript is spliced from 15 exons.